CUUCCCCAAUCGUCAGCUUUGCCGCCGUCGCCCAUCGCUGCCGACAGUUCCCGCCACCCGCUCCAACGUUCCGACCGUCGCAUCAGAUCCCCGGCAUCCUGGCCUCGGCUGGAUACCCGACCGUUGCUGUCUCGCCGCGGUGGCCCUCACGCCGAGUGAGCAGCUACCGCAACACCAGCAACACCCCGCCCCCCAGGCCGGCACGAUGAACAAUCGCGGGCAUCUGCCGGCUGGGCAGCAGGUGCAAGGGGGAGGUGCCGACAUGGGCCCCGUGCCCGCCGGAGGCCCUCCUCCUCGCCGCGGCGGCCGGCAGCACUACCCGCCCGUCCACGGCUACCACCAUGGCCACCACGGUCACCACGGCCACCACCCCCAGCAUGUCGGCCAGCCCAUGUACGCCGCCGGCUACAUGCCCGCCCCGUAUGUUCCGCCCGCCUACUACGUCCCCCAGCCGUACCAGAACGGCGCCAUCCCCGCCCCGGCCGGUUACAUGCCGUAUCCCAACCCCGGCUACGUCCGGUCACCGCCCGCCAUGCAACACUAUGUGCCUCUGCCGCAGAGCUACGGUCGGCCGCCCCAGCACUCCCCGAUUGUGUCCUCACCCUACCAUCCUCCCCCGCCGGCAGCACCGGCCGUCGUCCCACCCCUCCCGCAUACACCAUCUUCGACACACUCUCAUGCAGUUCCUCCACCCAUGACUCCCCCGGUUCACCAGGUGCACGAGGUUCUUCCAGCCCAGGUGCCCGUGCAGCAGCUACCUCAGCAACCAGAAUCCCAAAUCGACCCCCAAGCUGGAUCGCAACCAAAGCAGCAAACAGAAGUCCCGCCUCCGCAACCUUCGCCUGAUGCGCUGAUCGAACCGUCGUCGACUAGUCCUAUUCCAGCCCGCAAAUCUCAAUUCAGACCACCGCUUCCUUGGACUCUUGACUGGCCGUUUCCCCCGCGAGCCACGAGGCUGCGGAGGCGGAGAAGGGCUCUCGGUUCCGGUGCUGAGCGACUGGAGUUGCCCGAGAAACCCACACCGGCAACGGGCACCCCUCCUGAGACCCACCCGGAUGUCUCUGCCCAGAACAAGGAAGGCCAGGAGUCGGUUGACGUCGAGGAACAAGCCCCGAGCACUAAACCGGAAACGGGGCCCGAGACUGAGGCCUCCCCUCCCCAAUCUGAGACCCCAUCGACACAAGCACAGCGUUCCGAAGCUGCCGCCUCCACUUCCCCAACAUCGCCAAGCUCGACGCAACCGCCCCAGGCUCCAGACGCUGUCCCAGGCACGCCGACGAACAUGGCGAAGCCGGCGACACGAUCGGCCGUACCUGCCGUCCCUGCGGUCCCAGUGGUUCCGGCUCUGCCGAAAGCCAGCCCCAAAGAGGCCAAGCCUGCAGCCGCCACUGUGAAGAGUUCCGCCGACGCCGAACCCGCCGUCGCCGCAUCUGGCGAUGAGCAAGCCGCUAAGCCCGCCAAAGCGGCCGAGAAUGUGAAUGGGACCGCCGAGGCGAAGACGCCUGAGGCGGCCCAACCAGCAGCUGCUCCGGCCAAGCCCAGGCUGUGGGCGGGUCUGUUCUCCAAGCCGAGCGCGUCGGCCGCCAGCACGAGCUCUGGUGCCGCUGUUUCACAAACCCAAACGAACGGCGACGCAGCCAUUGGGCGGAGUGUGGUGCCCUCCGCCGGCAGCUUCGCGAAGGCCAACGCCAGCUCGCUCGCCCAUGCUCUUCAGGCCUACCGUCCAAGUGCGCCGGAGAAGCUCGCCUUUUUGGAACCGAGAGGGCUGGUGAACACGGGCAACAUGUGCUAUAUGAAUUCGGUGUUACAAGUUCUCAUCUUCUGUAUUCCUUUCUAUGACUUCUUGGAUCAAGUCAACAAGAACGCCGCCCACAGCUUCAAGAGCGAGACGCCCUUGGUGGAUGCCAUGGUCAUGUUCAUGCGCGAAUUCAAAGUGAUUGACUCGGCUCCGUCGGUGGCCCAGCUCAAGAAGCGCCUCAAGAGCGAAGACUACGAGAAGUAUGGGGAGCCGUUCACCCCUGAGUUUGUCUACGAUGCCAUCCGGACGCUUCCACGCUUUGCGAGCAUGAGGCGCGGCCAUCAGCAAGACGCCCAGGAGUUCCUCGGGUUCCUCCUCGAGGGCCUCCAUGACGAGUGUGCGCAGGUGAUGCGUGCUGCUCCCGCGUCGACCGCUUCGACCGCUCCGAGUUCGUCCCUGCCUUCCCCGACGUCUUCCCGAGCGAAUGACCCGCUGGAGGGUGGCGACGACUGGCUCGAGGUGGGACCCCGCCAGCGUUCGGCGGUGACGCGGUCGUCGGGCCAUUCCCAUACCCCGUCGCCCGUCACCAAGAUCUUCGGAGGGCAGCUCCGUUCCGAACUGCGGGUGCCGGGCAACAAGAACUCGGUCACGCUGGAGCCGUACCAGCCGCUGCAGCUCGACAUCGGCUCCCCCGAGAUCCGCAACAUCAUCGAUGCGCUGAAGGGCCUCACGCGGCCCGAGGUGCUCCACGGCGACUUCAACUCACCGCAUGGCAAGGACGUCCGGGCGACCAAGCAGGUCUUUAUCGAGUCCGUGCCGCCGGUGCUGAUCCUGCACCUGAAGCGCUUCCAGUUCGACGCCGAGGGCUACGGCGGCACCGUCAAGAUCUGGAAGAAGGUCGGAUAUCCGCUGGAGUUCGAGUUCCCGCGGGAGGUGCUGUCGCGCCAGACGCGCAACAACAUUCUCGCCGAGAACUCGGGCCCGCCGCGGUACCGCCUCAUCGCGGUCGUGUACCACCACGGCAAGAACGCCAGCGGUGGGCAUUACACGGUCGAUGUGCGCCGGCAAGACGGGCGGGAGUGGAUCCGCAUCGACGAUACCGUCAUCCGGCGGGUGCGGGACGAGGACGUGGCCGAGGGCGGCGCUGAGGAGGAGGCGGGCAAGGCGGACGGGCGGAGGGACGCGAGCAGUGCUGCGGCCGGGAACCGCUUCCUCGGCAUCAGCGACGAGGACGCGGGCGACGACGAUGGCUGGAAGCAAGCAGCCGGCGGCAAGAAGUGGAGCAGCGUCGUCAACGGGUCGGCGCCGAAGGCCGUCAACGGACAGAAAGCCAAGCAGCAGCACCAGGAGAGCAUGAAGGAGAACAAGGUGGCCUAUCUGCUGUUUUACCAGCGGAUCUGACGAGCUAUGCGCUGUUUGGUCAACAGCGGCAACCUUGAUGUUCCGGCCUGGCUGCGCGGGGCGCCCGAGAGAAUGGGAUACAGCAUCUUCAGGAUAUAUCCUCAUGGGAACAUCGGGACUGGGCGGUCGGUGUCGGUGCAGGUGCAGGAGGCGCUGCCGAUGAAGCACGCCACC
This is a messenger RNA of Thermothielavioides terrestris NRRL 8126, 3313 nucleotides long. RefSeq lists its product as uncharacterized. Bases 263 to 3139 code for a protein of 958 amino acids. NCBI's taxonomy places the organism in Eukaryota, Fungi, Ascomycota, Sordariomycetes, Sordariales, Chaetomiaceae. Gene Ontology annotation, molecular function: cysteine-type deubiquitinase activity; cysteine-type endopeptidase activity. The record is from RefSeq and is a predicted model, not a curated record. Gene Ontology annotation, cellular component: nucleus; cytosol. The transcript has 5 exons. Gene Ontology annotation, biological process: protein deubiquitination.